CUGCCUUGUCGCGAUUCUCGGGCUGAGAACGCCGCUGCACCCGCGGCCUGCGAUGCUGGGCCCCCGCGCGGCACCGUCGCGCUCGCCUCUGGGCCUGUGUACUCUGGUGAUUGCGCUGCUGGGCGCACUGCCCGCGGGCGCCGGGGCGCAGCAGUAUCACGGCGAGAAGGGCAUCUCAGUGCCGGAUCACGGCUUCUGCCAGCCCAUCUCCAUCCCGCUGUGCACGGACAUCGCCUACAACCAGACCAUCCUGCCCAACCUGCUGGGUCACACGAACCAAGAGGAUGCGGGCCUCGAGGUGCACCAGUUCUACCCGCUGGUGAAGGUGCAGUGUUCUCCCGAGCUGCGCUUCUUCCUGUGCUCCAUGUACGCACCCGUGUGUACCGUGCUCGAUAAGGCCAUCCCGCCGUGCCGCUCUCUGUGCGAGCGUGCCCGCCAGGGCUGUGAGGCGCUCAUGAACAAGUUCGGCUUCCAAUGGCCUGAGCGGCUGCGUUGCGAGAACUUCCCCGUGCACGGCGCCGGAGAGAUCUGCGUGGGCCAGAACACUUCGGACGGCUCCGGCAGCGCGGGAGGCGGCCCCACCGCCUAUCCCACCGCGCCCUACAUGCCCGACCUGCCCUUCACCGCGCUGCCUCCGGGGGCCGCUGACGGCAGGGGCCGCUCAGCCUUCCCCUUCUCGUGCCCACGCCAGCUCAAGGUACCCCCCUACCUCGGCUACCGUUUCCUGGGCGAGCGCGACUGCGGCGCCCCUUGCGAGCCGGGCCGCGCCAACGGCCUCAUGUACUUUAAGGAGGAGGAGAGGCGCUUCGCCCGCCUCUGGGUGGGCGUGUGGGCAGUGCUGUGCUGCGCCUCGCCGCUCUUCACCGUGCUUACCUACCUAGUGGACAUGCGGCGCUUCAGCUACCCGGAGCGGCCUAUCAUCUUCCUAUCGGGCUGCUAUUUCAUGGUGGCCGUGGCGCACGUGGCCGGCUUCCUGUUGGAGGACCGCGCGGUGUGCGUGGAGCGCUUCUCAGACGACGGCUACCGCACGGUGGCGCAGGGCACCAAGAAGGAAGGUUGCACCAUCCUCUUCAUGGUGCUCUACUUCUUCGGCAUGGCCAGCUCCAUCUGGUGGGUCAUCCUGUCGCUCACCUGGUUCCUGGCGGCCGGCAUGAAGUGGGGCCACGAGGCCAUCGAGGCCAACUCGCAGUACUUCCACCUGGCCGCGUGGGCGGUGCCCGCUGUCAAGACUAUCACCAUCCUGGCCAUGGGCCAGGUGGACGGGGACCUGCUCAGCGGGGUGUGCUACGUGGGCCUGUCCAGCGUGGACGCGCUGCGGGGCUUCGUGCUGGCGCCCCUGUUCGUCUACCUCUUCAUCGGCACGUCCUUCCUGCUGGCCGGCUUCGUGUCGCUGUUCCGCAUCCGCACCAUCAUGAAGCACGACGGCACCAAGACCGAGAAGCUGGAGAAGCUCAUGGUGCGCAUCGGCGUCUUCAGCGUGCUCUACACCGUGCCGGCCACCAUCGUUCUGGCCUGCUACUUCUACGAGCAGGCCUUUCGCGAACACUGGGAGCGCACCUGGCUCCUGCAGACGUGCAAGAGCUACGCGGUGCCCUGCCCGCCCGGCCACUUCCCGCCCAUGAGCCCCGACUUCACCGUCUUCAUGAUCAAGUACCUGAUGACCAUGAUCGUAGGCAUCACCACUGGCUUCUGGAUCUGGUCCGGCAAGACGCUGCAGUCGUGGCGCCGCUUCUACCACAGACUCAGCCACAGCAGCAAGGGGGAGACUGCGGUAUGAGCCCCAGCCCCUCCCCCAGCCUUCCUUCUCCCACCCCCAGCUGGGGGAAAGGCGCGGUAGGGGAAGAACUGCGGGGUAGGCGGGGGGGCUUGUUUCUGUCACCUCCUUACGCUCCAGUGAGAAGUGACCUGGAAGUGAGAAGAUGCAUGUAGAGAUAUACGUGGGUUUGGAAAAGAGGCCUGAGUGGAAAGACGGUUUGGAUGAAAAGACUUCUGGCAAAGAUUUGCAGGAUGAUGAUGAUGAUGAUCAUGUUAAUCCUGUACGGUACGGACCGACCUGGGCCAGUCGGAAAGACUGAGAUCAGAAGGUUGCUGUGAGUUCUUCUCAGCUCUGGGGCCGAACUGGGACUGUGAGCGAUUCCCCUGCUGCAAGACAAGUGGCCUGUCCUCACUCCUGUGAGGCCCGGGUGAAAGGCACAGCUCUGUCUGCGGCGGCUGCUUUGUUGGGAAAAGGGAGGACUCCCUGCAGAGUCCUUGUUAAGCGGUGGUCAAACCGUAAUCUCUUUUCACUGGGGCCAUACUGGAGCCCAGAUGGGUUAAUUUCCAGGGUCAGACAUUACAGUCUCUCCUCCCCUGCCUCCUCCCGCCUGUCUUUCCUCCUCUACUCCUUUCAAGUCUUGUAAAGUAAGCAUUUUGAAGUCUUGGGAGGCCUGCCUCCUCGAAUCCUAAUGUGAGCAUGCAAAAGAAAUGAGGCUAACAUUUUGCAACAAGGGAAGGACGGCGAGCAGUAGGUAUUUCUACUACUUUUUUUCUUUUCUGGGGAAGGCAGGAGGAAGAAAGAAGGGUGUUUUAUUUGGUUUAAUACCCUGAAAAGAAGUGAUGACUUGUUGCUUUUCAAAACAGGAAUGCAUUUUUCCCCCUGUCUUUGUUGUAAGAGACAAAAGAGGAAACAAGUGUCUCCCUGUGGAAAGGAACAACUGUGAAGAAGACAGCAACUUUUAUAGGCAAAGCAGCACAAAUCUCAAGUUUCCCUUUGAAUGUUAAUUUGGUUGCGAUAAACAUUCCUUUUUAAGGAAAAGUGAAGGGCAGUGUGCUUCCAUACCCCUUUCCAUCAGAGGUUCUGAGCUGGCUAAAGGAAAUGCAAGGGGUUUUGUUGUGUUUGUUUUAAGUAAAUUUAAUUCAGAACACGUGAUCUAACGGGCUCUGUUAAAACGUUCAGGGAAAUCUCCCCCUUCAUCUUUUUGUCUUCCCAUAAACCUGCAUUUAGGUGUUUUUUUUUUUCUAUUUUUUCACUCCAAUUUGAAUCCUUCAAGAUAAAAGGAGAAGCAUAAUGCCUUUAGCCUCAUAAUAAAGGAACGUUAAAUUUUUUAAAAAGUAAAAAAGCA
Lipotes vexillifer (Yangtze River dolphin) is the source of this 3101-nucleotide messenger RNA. RefSeq names its product frizzled class receptor 7 (gene FZD7). Bases 53 to 1777 code for a protein of 574 amino acids. Gene Ontology annotation, biological process: canonical Wnt signaling pathway; non-canonical Wnt signaling pathway. Gene Ontology annotation, cellular component: plasma membrane. The record is from RefSeq and is a predicted model, not a curated record. Gene Ontology annotation, molecular function: Wnt-protein binding; Wnt receptor activity. The transcript has a single exon. Lineage: Eukaryota; Metazoa; Chordata; Mammalia; Artiodactyla; Lipotidae.